AUGCAGGUGCAGCGGGAGAGUCCGUUGCUGCAUCAGGCUGUGGCAUGUUUGAUCGUCGCCGCGCCGAUAUCCAUUGGGGCAUAUUGGGCCUACAGUGCCCGGUCACCGCAGAGCACGCAUCGCAAACAGCGGCAGGGGAUGUCCAGAAGCAUGCUGGCAGCCCUUGGUUGCACCCUGCUUCUUGACUUCUUCUGCACUGACCAGUACCAGCCAAACAUGCCAGACAUGGCGGAGGAUUUCAACGUGGCGCCGGUGCAGAUGGGAGCGACCAUACAAGUCCACUUGUUCACCAGCGCCAUCUUUAUGCUGCUCUUUGGCCCACUGUCCGACUCUAUCGGCCGCCGUCCAGUGAUCCUGGGCGGCCAGGCUUUGCUCACCGUGAGCACCCUGUGCUGCGGUUUUUCCGAGACGUACUCGUGGUUCGUGGUGGGGCGCAUCUUCCAGGGCAUGGCAGCGGCGGUUACGCCCGUCAUCCUUUCCACCAUCCCGGACUGCUACACGGACAUGGCCGAGAGACUCAAGCAUCAGGGGGCGCUGGCGACGCUGAUGCAGCUGGGCCCUCUAGCGGCCCCUGCAACCGGGGGCUUCCUGGCCGACGCCUUCGGCUGGCGCCUUCCCUUCUUCAUCCUGAGCUCCCUUUCCGGGCUGCUUCUGGUCUUCAGCUUCUUUGUUGUGGAGGAGAGCGCCCCCCCGAGCGUGGACGUGAACUACGCUGCCUGUGCCAGGCGGACCCUGGUGGACCGGAGCCGAUUUUGGAUUCUGGUCGCCUGCCUCUUCAUCAAGAGCUUCUUCGAUGGCCUGGCGGGAAGCAACGGCAUCGUUCUGCGCCGGGACUUGCACCAAUCGCUCCGUGGGGCCUCCGUGUGCAUCACGCUCAUGGCCUUCGCCGGCACCGUGGGGUCCUACAUUCCGGCCCACCUGCCCUGGAGUGCGCUCGAAGCACUCAGGGCGUGCAUGGGACCCUUGCUUUGCUCGGCGGGCUUCCUGGCCUUCACAGGGCUGCUGUACAGCGACAGCCUGUCGUGGUUCAUGGCCGCAACAUUAUUCGCGGAGGUCGCCAUCUGGACUCCCUACGUCUCGGCACUCUGCCAGUUCACCCAAGGCAUCGAGGACAUCGCGGGCUCGGCCUCCUCCCUGCUGACGGCGCUCUCCUUCCUGGGGAGCUCCCUGGUGUCGCUCUUGGUGGUGGUCCUGGCUGAGACGGGCGCGGCCGGCUUCCUGCUGGCGCUCGGCGCCACGCUGCUGCUCAUCGCCCUGAGCCUGUGGCUGGGACCGCUAAGCUGCACACUGGCCCUGCCGGCCCUUCCGGCCCUGCCCUUGACUGAGGACAACCAGGACAACCGUGUUUCUUGGAUUGAGGACUGCAACUUGCUUGAGGACUGCAGGUUGAUUGAGGACUGCAAGGACCAUAAUGGCCCAGGCCCCAAGACUAAGCCCGCGAGCUGUUUUGAAGAGCGCGAGUCCUCAGCAGCCUGA
Messenger RNA from Symbiodinium natans, 1476 nucleotides. The record is from the annotation of a GenBank genome assembly. NCBI's taxonomy places the organism in Eukaryota, Dinophyceae, Suessiales, Symbiodiniaceae.